AUGGCGGAGCUUCUCAGAGCGCAGCUUGCGCAGGUACGACGUCGCCAGAAGGCGGCCGAGGCCAAGUUUGCAGCGUUGGAAAGCGAGGCCUCGCAGCUGCGGCGGCAGCUGGAUUCCGGCAAGCAGGCCGCCGAGCAAUCAGUCGCGGAUACCGAAGAGGCGCCGCUGAUCUCCGCAGCUGGGUUGCGGCAGCGCUGUGCCCUUCCCACAGAGGCGAGCUUACUGCCCUGUGAGCUCUGGCCGUACGUCUACUCGUCUAUUGCUCGAGCAGCAGUUCCCGAGGCGGUGGUCGCCCGACUGCAGAAACAGUUUGAAGCGGCAAUUCCAUCGGCAUCGAAGCAGGGCACCUCCAGGCGGGUGACGCUGGAACGCCCCGAUCGAGACUUUCAAGCGUGCUUGUUCGAUCUCUGCCGCAUUCUUGCAGCAGCCCUGCGGGGUAGUCGAGACUUCAGCCUAGAGCUAGACCAGGCGUGGGGAGUGGCUCAACAGCAGGGGGAUUACAGCCCAGUCGCGGCACAUCGGAACCUAAAGUCUCCGCAUGGUUUUUCAUGCAUCAUGGACAUCGCUCUGCCGCCUUCGCUUAGCUACGAGAACCAUGAGAGGCCAUCAAAAGGUUCCUAUGGCUUUCAUGAUGGCUUGCACAACCUGCUUUGGAAAGGUGAUCGCACGACGGACAAAGACGACCUCGUGCAGCCUGGCAUCAUCCAGCUGGAGCUACGUCUGGGCCAGUUGUACGUGUUCCCCGACUGGGUGCAGACGCUGACAUACCCCUUUGAAGGCCCCGGCGAGAGGCGAUGGAUUGCAGCGACGGUCGCGCUGGCAGAAACAAGAGACGCGCGGCACGGAAGACCGGGAAGACACGAGAAGCUGAAGUUGCUCCCUAACCUCGCUUCAUAA
Symbiodinium natans is the source of this 897-nucleotide messenger RNA. The record is from the annotation of a GenBank genome assembly. Lineage: Eukaryota; Dinophyceae; Suessiales; Symbiodiniaceae.